AUGUCUGGACUCAGCCAUAACGAAACCUCUCAUGGUCUCACGAACGCCUCGCUUGCCAGUAUAUUGGCCGAGGCCUUCAGUCGACUAGCAACGCAAAGUUCUCAUUCACUUCCACCAUCAACUCAGGCCUCCCCACAGAAUCAAGCUGCACCUCCAUCCAAUGAACAGCAUCUUGUCAACCAAGGCUUGCAGGCCGACAUACAGGGAAUCAAACGCCUUCUCGAGAUCUCUUCCCAACAAGCCAAGCCCAAAGGCACCAAUCGCCCCCCACCGCGCCCUCACGUCAAGAUCUCGCUCUGCGACACGGAUAUCGGGAUCUACAGUAAGAAGACUCCCGCCGAAAUCGUAGGGUUUCUGAAAGACGGAGCCGCGUAUCCUUGGUCUUGUAUUACUGCCGCCCAAGUCAAGGGAAAAGUGCUCCAUGUCUACACGAACAACGACACUGCGGACAAAUGCCUGCGGAACUGGCAAGACCCCCUCCAAUCACGUGGCUUCAAUAUGGGGACCCAUAUCAUAUCCGAUAGGUAUUUCAUCUGGGUCAAGGAUCCACCCGGCCUCGAACCAUACACGCCCAUCUCUGACGAGUAUCUUGCGCUCAUCAGCGCCGAGAACGGCAUACACAUUGGGUCCGCUCGCUGGACGUGGAAGAAGUUAGUGCUGAGCUUUUCUUGUCUACGGUCUGCUCAGAAGCUGCGUAAACAAGGUUACAUCAAGAUGGACUUUACCCAGCCAGAAUGCCAGUAA
Molecule: messenger RNA, 744 nt
Organism: Alternaria novae-zelandiae
Lineage: Eukaryota; Fungi; Ascomycota; Dothideomycetes; Pleosporales; Pleosporaceae
Exons: 1
Coding region: 1-744 (247 amino acids)
Source: RefSeq, a predicted model, not a curated record